AUGCUUAACACCAUCUUUUCUUUGCAGGCUUUUAGAAAUCUGGACACAAAUGCCAUGAUCAAAGCAUACGAUUAUGUGCUGCAAUACAUUAAUGAGCUCUAAAAUUAAAUUGAACAAUUAGAGAAAAGCGCGAUAGAUAUAAUUGUAGAAAAAGAUUAAAUUAUAGAGCAAUUAGAAUUAGAAUUAUAACACUCUUCAAGAAGAACAAGUUUUAAUAAUUAAGAAGAAGUUACUUAAUACAAGAAGUAACAGUUUUCAUGCUAUUUUAAGUCAUAUUUAAGAAUUGCAAACAAGAUUGGAACAUCAACAAACUAAACAUUAUGAGUAAUUGUAAGAAUAAGAAAAAGUGUGGAACUAAUAUUUAUUAGAUCAAAUUGCAUAGAAUGAAUUCUCAGUCGAUUAGAAACUGAAGAGUCAUUUAGAAUAAAUUUUUAUUUUAGAAGAUAAAAUAAAUAAACUAGAAAAUGAAGUAAAACUUUCAUUUUAAAGUAGUUAGAUAUUAAGGAAAACAUGUAAAUCUCUUUAAUAAACUAAAAUAAAAUGUUUAAAGAGAGCAAUGCCAAAUUGGAAGAAGUUCAAAUUACGCUAAAUAGAUAAUUACUAAGAUUGCAAAUCGAACUAGAACAAUUGCAAUCAAGCAAUUCUAAAGAGAAAAAUCAAUACUUAGAACAAAUUAAUGUACUUUACAAUAAUAUAAAAUAGUCUGCAAAUUAAGAAUUAUAGGAAUUAUAAUCACAGACUUCGGCGUUUAAAGUACAAAAUUAAAAAUUAAACAAUCAAAAUAAGAUCUACACGAAUACGAUUGGUGAGUUGAUGGUCAAGAAAGCAGAGUUAGAAUUACUAAUCUAAUCCUAGAAAAAUGAGAAAUUGGAAUCAAAUGAGAAUAGUAAAACUGGAGCCUUUUCUUCUGUUGAUCAAUAAGGAGAUAAUCAUCAAAUUAGAGAGGAUAUAAACACUACAGCAUUUGAUAUUAAUGAAGAUACUGCAGACAUAAAAUAAGAAUUGGCAUCAUUUUAAUUUGAUGAGAACAAUUUUAAUUUUAAUCAUCUCAAAAAAAGUUAAUCCAAUUAUUCAUUCCAUUCAGAAAAAAAGGAUAAUAUGGAUUUAGAAAUGCAUCUAAAAAAUUCAAUCAAAACAAUCAAAUAAUUAAAUGCUUAAGUUUAAUUACUCACCUAACAGAUCAAAGUAUUGAAAAGAUAGAAUGCUAACUAAAUAAAUGCUAAAGAGUAUUUAAACAUCAUGGAAUAGAACUACUCAAAUUCGGUCUAAUUAAAAUAAUAACAAAUCAAGACUCUAGAAGAGAAACUGACAGUACAGAAUUAAGAAAUAUUGCUUUUAAAGCAAAAAGUUAAGUAAUAUACUCAAAAACUCAUUAAAUAUAAUAAAAGAUUAAUCAGCACUCAAAGCAAAUGA
This is a messenger RNA of Paramecium octaurelia, 1413 nucleotides long. Lineage: Eukaryota; Ciliophora; Oligohymenophorea; Peniculida; Parameciidae. The record is from the annotation of a GenBank genome assembly.